Molecule: messenger RNA, 3567 nt
Organism: Austrofundulus limnaeus
Lineage: Eukaryota; Metazoa; Chordata; Actinopteri; Cyprinodontiformes; Rivulidae
Gene: skib
Product: v-ski avian sarcoma viral oncogene homolog b
Exons: 7
Coding region: 623-2683 (686 amino acids)
Biological process (GO): negative regulation of transcription by RNA polymerase II; negative regulation of BMP signaling pathway; negative regulation of transforming growth factor beta receptor signaling pathway
Cellular component (GO): cytoplasm; transcription regulator complex; nucleus
Molecular function (GO): RNA polymerase II cis-regulatory region sequence-specific DNA binding; SMAD binding; DNA-binding transcription factor activity, RNA polymerase II-specific
Source: RefSeq, a predicted model, not a curated record
CUUUUUAAAGUGGUGGGAUUGGAUUUGUAUUUUCACUGUCAACUUCAUUUCCAGGAGCUCCACCCUCGCCUUGGUUUAGGAGGAUUUUUUUUUCUGUGCAGCUGCCAUGAAGCAGAGGGAGGAACAGCUGGCUGAGGGAAGAGCCAGCCCGGGGAGUCAGUCACAUUCCUGGCUGGGAUUCAAUGACUGAACCAGACACAAACAAACACACACAGAGAGAGGGAGAGACUCACACACACACUGACUGAGCGGGGAGACAGACGGAGAGUACGCCAGACUGAGCAGACGACGCUUAUUUCGGGCGCACAUUAGGAGUGCGUAAAACCGCAGGAGCGCUGUAACAUUCGUACCCGCUCAUUGUGCGCCGGAUGAUACGAGUUUCCCGACUCUGAGUUGACGACUUUAUUUUUGCUUCCGUUUACAGGAACUGAGCCCUGUGAUUUCAGCAGCUUUCAGUUUUCUGAAUGGACGCGCUGGGAAGCUUCUCCGCCGACAUGGAAAUGCGCCUUUCCGAGCUGGUCGCCGGAUGCUGAGGACGCCCCCCCGCACCUCCCCGAACCCAUUCACUUACUUCCAGCUUUCGUUUUGAGUUGUCAACUCUCUUCUCCCAAACCACGGCGACAUGGAAGGCACGGGCUUCCAGCCCCAUCCCGGACUUCAGCAAACUCUGAAGCAGUUCCACCUGAGUUCCAUGCGCUCCCUCGGCGGCCCGGCGGCGUUCUCCGCCCGGUGGCACCAGCAGCAGCAGGACGCGCUCUUCGGGAAGGAUGUCAAAUCCGCCGAGAUGAUGCUCUCCCUGCCCGCCCAGACGCCCCCGGUCAUGUCCGGGCCACUUUUCAUCCCGUCCGACCGCUCCACGGAGCGCUGCGAGACGGUGCUGGAGCGCGAGCCCAUCUCCUGCUUCGUGGUCGGCGGCGAGAAGCGCCUGUGCCUCCCGCAGAUCCUCAACAGCGUCCUGAGGGACUUCUCCCUGCAGCAGAUCAACUCGGUGUGCGACGACCUGCACAUCUACUGCUCCAGGUGCACGGCGGACCAGCUGGAGAUCCUGAAGGUGGUGGGCAUCCUGCCGUUCUCCGCGCCGUCGUGCGGGCUCAUCACGCAAACGGACGCGGAGCGCCUCUGCAACGCGCUCAUCUACGGGGGCGCGUACCCCCCUCACUGCAACAAGGACCUGGGCUCCCUGGAGUUGGAGCGGACCGAGAAGAGCUUCAAGGUGUACCACGAGUGUUUCGGCCGGUGCAAGGGCCUGUUCGUCCCGGAGCUGUACGCCGCUCCGGCCGCCGCCUGCAUCCAGUGCAUGGACUGCAGACUCAUGUUCCCCCCUCACAAGUUUGUGGUCCACAGUCACAAGAGGCUGGAGAACCGGACAGUCCACUGGGGCUUCGACUCCGCCAACUGGCGGGCCUAUGUGCUCCUGGACCCGGACUACACCGACAAGGAGGAGAAAAGUCACCUGGAGCAGCUGCUCAAAGAGUUAAAGGGAAAAUUUGACCUGAUGGGGAAAGUGUCCAGUAAAUCAUGCAGAUCGCCGAGCCCGAUCCCACCCAAGAGGUCCAAACUGGACAAAUCUCCGCCUGCUGACAAAGACAGGAAACCUGAUUGGCUGCAGUCACUGUCCAAGUCUGCACACAAGGACCUGAAACAGGUCCAGAUGAAACAGAGGCCCUCUGCUUUCCGUCCCUGGUCUCCCRAAGCCGCAGAAAAAGAGAAACCAUGUCAAAAUGAAACAGAAAGGUCCUGCUUAAAAAAUCAAGAAACCCUAUCUGCUCCCAUGGCUCCUCUGCUCCAUCCCAGUGACGCUCAYAUUUCUGGCAGGGAGUCUAAAAUCAUUCCCAUUCAAGAGCUGCAUAACGGUGGUCCACAGCCGUCAACAAAACCGCCCCACUCUGCAGCCGCUGGUCGAGUGGAGGACAUGGACACGGAUGGAGAGAUCGAUGUGGAUGACUGUGAUGAUGGUCCUGUUUCCGCCUCCUCUGUGGCUCUACCUCCCACAGCUCCCACCAGCAUCACUCAGACCCUGUCGCCUCAGAGGCUCGCUCCCGUUCAGGAUUUAACUCCCUGGCUGCCGGAAAGCAUCUGCCCAGAGAUCGACACCAUGAGGCAGAUGUUGUGCACUGGCCCGGACACCAAAGAGGCCCGRGAGAAAAUCCUGCAGGAGAUUGCCAGAAUGCGGGUGAAGCAGGAGGAGAAGCUGUCAGCAGCUCUGCAAGCCAAACGCAGCCUUCAGCAGGAGUUGGAGUUUGUAAAGGUGGCGAAAAAGGGACGUCUCCGCGAUGCCAUCGAAGCCAAACGCAACCUGCGGAAGGAGAUCGAGCGCCUUCGCGUGGACUGGGAGAGGAAGAUAAGGGAGGCAGAYGAGUCCUGUGGGCGGCUGAAACGGGAGCUGGAGAGAGAGAGACAAGUGCGGGCGUGCGACCAGGGAUGUGAGGCUGAACGUCUUCGCGUUAAAUACUCUGCUCAGAUUGAAGAGCUGCACGUGCAGCUGCAGCAGGCAGAGGCUGACCGGGAGCAGCUGAGGCAGGAGCUGCAGCAGGAAAGAGAAGCUCGACAGAGCCUGGAGAGCGUGGUGAAGGACCUGCAGACCCAGCUGUCCCUGCAGGCCAACUGUCAYCUUCCUGAAACCUGCAAAGAGACAUACAUGGACACAAGAACCCCCGUCACACAGCCCAGCAAAGGAUCCUAAAGUUGCACUUUUAGAAGUGGACAGAGACUCAAUGAAAUGGAGCAUGUUUAAGGACUUUGUUACGCCGCCUGUUAUUUGAGGGGGAAAACAUCAGAAAGUCACUUUUGUAGAAAAAAAAGUCAUAUAUGAUAUAUUACCACAUACAACAAAGUUAUUAUGAGAACAUGACAGAUUUCAUGACAUGAACUGGAAAGUAGCAUGAGCAUGUUAAAGAGGGUGAAACUAUGAAAAGACUUCUCCGGAGAGCGACACAUCCUUUCUGUGACGUCAGAAACCCCCCGACCCCCGACGCAGUCCGAGAGUUUGGUUUCGGUAUAAGCUAUUCAAAGAUGAGCGACUCUGGCUACACAACACUACUUGAAUAUGAAGGGAAGAACAUGAGCAGUUGAUGAAAGUCAUCCUUGUGCCACAGAUCAAUGGUACACUCCRAGGUGUCACUGCAGACCACUGGAAACAAGAGACACAAGUUUACCACUAUUUACUUUAGGUAUCUGCUUGCUUUUUAUAAAUAUGUACUUUUUAGGAAUUAUUGCUUGCUUGACACUUAUUCCACAGGUAAAAAACAAACAAAAAAACCCACAAAUAUACAAACAUUCAUAUUCAUAUAGCAGCUUAUCUACCUUUUGUAUUUUAUAAAYCUGAGGUAUUGGAUGUUUGGUGGACUGAUUUUACUGUCCACCAGUGUUUAACACAUAGAAAUUUUGUAUUAUUAUCAUUAUUAUUAUUAUAAUUAUUAUUACUCUCCCAAACAAGUAAUAAAUAGCAGAUAUAUUUUGCCAACAUUAAUCUACAUAAACACGCUCCUUCAAAAAUUUAAAAGAGUUGUUUAGGUUGAAAAAUGGUACUUCAGAUUCUUUGUAGAAUAAAAUAGUUUUUAAAUUUGC